Molecule: messenger RNA, 1551 nt
Organism: Sphenostylis stenocarpa
Lineage: Eukaryota; Viridiplantae; Streptophyta; Magnoliopsida; Fabales; Fabaceae
Source: the annotation of a GenBank genome assembly
AUGGCUGAUUACCAAGGCUACAUCUUACUUUUCAUCACAUGUUUAGUCUCCACAAUCGUGGUUCGAGCCAUGCUCAGCAGAAAACAAAACAAGACUAACAGACCACCAAGUCCACAAAGCUUGCCCAUCAUCGGACAUCUCCACCUUCUUGCUCCAAUACCUCACCAGGCUCUUCACAAGCUCUCUACUCGCUAUGGACCCAUAAUGCACCUUUUCCUUGGUUCUGUGCCCUGUGUCGUAGCUUCCACACCAGAAGCUGCUAGAGAAUUCCUCAAAACUCACGAAAACCAUUUCUCCAACCGCCCGCAAAGUUCUGCAGUUGAUUUUCUAACAUAUGGCUCCCAGGACUUCUCCUUCGCGCCAUAUGGACCUUAUUGGAAAUUCAUGAAGAAAAUAUGCAUGUCUGAACUUCUGGGGGGGGCCACACUCAGUCAGCUUCUUCCUGUGAGGAGACAAGAAACGUUAAGGUUUCUGAGGCUUAUGCUCAAGAAAGGGAAGGCAGGUGAGGCCAUUGAUGUUGGGGGAGAACUUUUGAGACUCUCGAAUAACGUUGUGUCGAGGAUGAUUAUGAGCCAAACAUGUUCUGAAGAUGAGAGUGAAGCGGAAGAGGUGAGGAAGUUGGUGCAAGACACUGUUCUUCUCACAGGGAAGUUUAAUGUGUCGGAUUUCGUUUGGUUCUUUAAGAACUGGGACGUGCAGGGAUUCGGGAAAAGACUCCAGGAUAUUCGGGACAGGUUUGACAGCAUGAUGGAGAGGGUGAUUAAGGAGCAUGAAGAGGAAAGGAAGAAGAGAAAAGAAGUGGGAAGUGACGGAGAUGGUCAAAUCAAGGAUCUACUUCAUGUAUUAUUAGACAUACAUGAAGAUGAUAACUCUGACAUAAAAUUGACGAAAGAGAACAUCAAGGCCUUCAUCUUGGACGUGUUCAUGGCAGGAACAGACACUGCAGCCUUGACAAUCGUGUGGGCUCUGGCUGAGUUGAUUAACCACCCAUAUGUGAUGGCGAGAGCAAGGCAAGAGAUUGAUGCUGUGAUUGGAAGUGAUAGACUAGUUGAAGAAUCAGACCUUGUCAACCUUUCUUACCUACAAGCUAUAGUCAAAGAAACGCUGAGGAUUCACCCCACAGGUCCAUUAAUUGUUAGAGAAUCGUCUGAAAGCUGCACUAUUUGGGGCUACGAGAUUACACCAAAGACUCAGUUGUUUGUUAAUGUGUGGGCUAUUGGUAGGGAUCCUAAUCACUGGGAGAACCCACUUGAGUUUAGACCAGAGAGGUUUCUUAGUGAAGACGGAACUUGUAAGAACCAGUUAGAUGUGAGGGGACAAUAUUUUCACCUGAUUCCAUUUGGAAGUGGAAGAAGAGGGUGUCCUGGAACCUCACUGGCUUUGCAGGUUGUACAGACCAACCUUGCUGCUAUGAUUCAGUGCUUUGAAUGGAAGGUUGAAGGAGGCAAUGAGACUGUUGACAUGGAAGAGAAAACUGGGUUAACUCUUUCAAGGGCUCAUCCGUUGAUUUGUGUUCCUGUGCCUAGGCUUAAUCCUUUCCCUCCCCUGUGA